AUGAACCCAGCAUCUCAGUUCAUGGAGGACAUGCAAAGGCGGUCCAACUUUACUCAGCCAGAACUUGAGCGGCUGAAGAAGCGAUUUAUGAAACUGGAUAGUGAUGGAUCAGGAUCAAUUGACCGCGAAGAGUUCCUUCAGAUACCGCAGAUUGCAACGAAUCCACUUGCCUCGCGAAUGAUAGCAAUAUUUGACGAAGAUGGUGGAGGAACGGUCGAUUUCCAGGAGUUUGUUGGCGGCUUGAGCGCAUUUAGCAGUCGAGGUGGUCGCGAAGAAAAGCUGCGAUUUGCAUUCAAGGUCUAUGACAUGGAUCGAGACGGGUUCAUAUCAAACGGCGAACUGUUUUUGGUAUUGAAGAUGAUGGUUGGGAACAAUUUGAAGGAUCAACAACUACAGCAGAUCGUUGACAAAACAAUAAUGGAAGCUGAUAAGGAUGGUGAUGGGAAACUGAGUUUUGAAGAAUUCGCGACAAUGGUGUCAAACACUGACAUCGUGAAACAAAUGACGCUUGAAGAUCUAUUCUGA
Messenger RNA from Pleurotus ostreatus (oyster mushroom), 525 nucleotides. RefSeq names its product Calcineurin subunit B (gene CNB1). Gene Ontology annotation, molecular function: calcium ion binding; calcium-dependent protein serine/threonine phosphatase regulator activity. The transcript has 7 exons. The record is from RefSeq and is a predicted model, not a curated record. Bases 1 to 525 code for a protein of 174 amino acids. NCBI's taxonomy places the organism in Eukaryota, Fungi, Basidiomycota, Agaricomycetes, Agaricales, Pleurotaceae.